AGUAGCAGUCGUGUUGUGUCCGUGACGCGACAGGUUCAUCAUGAGAUUGUCAAUUCUGUUUCUGUUGGUGGUCGGCGCCGUCGCUGUGAGCGGCCAGGGCCAGCGAGAAGAGGCGCGGGCGAGACUCCGCGCCCUGGCUCAGCGCGCGCGGGCAGGCGACGUAGAAGCACAAGGUAGACUGCAGUCUCUUCGCCGCAAGCGUCCCUUGAGACGAAACCAGGCAGUUCAGUCGGAAUCUGUCCCCCGCACGCCAGUCUUCCAGGGUGCCUCCUUGGCUCCUGUAGAAGAGGUGACAGAGGCACCAGCACCCGCACCGGCUCCUCAGCGCGUUAGGGUCCCAAUUCGGCGCACGCGAGUCCGCAUCCCGCGCCCAACGAAGGCGACGACGACCCCGCCGCCCCCAAGCACCUUCCCGCCCUUCUCCCCCGUCCAGCUGUUCACCGAGCCCACCGAGGAUUCCUUCCUCGCGACGGACCCCGUCACCGAGGCCCCCUUCUUCGAGACCUUCCCCACGGAGGCCGUGACGGAGGCGCCCAUCUUCCAGAAUGUCAUCGAGCCGAGCCCAGUGCCCUUCAGGCCCCGCGUCAGGCAAAGGCAGCAGCAGAUCCAGAGCACCGACCUGGACUUCGAGCCGCACCGUGCUCUGAAUACAGGCCUUGAAAUCGACACUCGCUCCGAGAACAUCAUCCAGCACUCCCGCUUCGACGGCACCACCAAGCCCACCGUGGAGACCAUCCGCCGCUACUCUUACUUCGACGAACAAGGGAACUACAUCUUCGGCUACGAGGCCGCCGACGGUUCCUUCAAGGAGGAGAAGCGACGACUUGACUGCAUCGUUGAGGGCAAGUAUGGCUACGUUGACCCCGACGGCAUUCGUCGCGAGUUCACCUACACCUCCGGAAACCAGUGCGACCCCAACGCUACCCCGAGCCCCGACGGCGAGGAGGUCGUUCUCCCUCUGAAUGACCAGUUCCUUACACAGACGCAGGAACGCCAGUUGUCUGACACUGAGCUUACCGAGCUGAACUUCAACCGCCGCCGCCGCCCUGUCGUCCAGGAACAGCAGCAGGCCCCUGUUCGCACUUCCUCCAGCCGUCGCUUGCGCCCAGUCAGUCGCCCACAGGUCAUCAGGACCCAGCAAGUGGCUGUAGAGGAGCCCGUCACACAGGCCCCUGCCCCUCAGUUCACCACUCCUUCUUCCUUCAACCGGUUCACCACCCCGGCCUCCUUCCGUAAACCACCGUCCACUGUCCAGGAGACGAGGCCCACCACACCUGCGUUCGUCGAGACCCCCGCGCCCACCACAGUCUUCAGACCAGUCACCUCCGCUCCCCGUCAGCCCGUCGUGACUUCUGCAGCAUUCAGGCCAACACCCAAGCCCGUCAGCUUCGACUUUGACCGCGAAUUCAGCAACCUCUUCAGCAACUUCCCUGGUCCUCGCCAGACCACCCGCACGCAGCUCUUCACUCAGCCAAGGCCCACGACGCCUUUUACUCCCAGGCCCACACCAGCGCCUACAACCAGGCCACCACCACCUCCUCCUCCACCAACCACGAGGGCCCCCGCCUCCUUCCCCCCAGCUACCUUCCCCCCCGCCACCUUCCCCCCCGUGAGGACCUCCCCCGCCACCAGCCGCCCCUCCUUGGACGACGGAUCCCAGACCCUCGGCGGAGGUGAACUCGCUCCCCAGCUCGUGUUCGACGCCGCCACCGGCACCUUCAAGACCGUGCGCGUGAACACCAAGUCCCGCCCGGCGCCGCCCAGGCCAGCCGUGCAGACUUCCUUCGCUCCCGCUCCCACUUUCGCCCCCAUCACCUCUGCUCCUGCGGGCCGCCCUCUACCCGGCCUGAGCACAGGCGGCAGCCCCCUUCCCUCCGUGCCAACUGGGCCCCUCUUCAUCAACAAUCCCGGCCGCUCCCCUGCUGCCUCUGAGUUUGACAAGUUCUUCAGCCAGUUCAACAUUAAGUUCUAAAUAAAAGACCGACCGGGACUGGCAGAGAUGGCUUAGCCUCUUCAAGAUACAAAUAAUAGUAUUAAGGCGUUGUUUACAUUUCAUUUGAAAAUGCUCAACCUGUCUCCUCCUUCAGCUCUUCCCGUGUCGUCUUGCCAGCCUCUGCAGACGUCGGCUGAACUGCUCUCGCCCCCCCCCCUACCUGGCGGCUGCAUCUAGUCUGAGUCGCCGGCAUCUUCAACUUAUCCUCUCUAGUUCAUGUUGGUCUCGCGGCCGGGUUGGCACGAUUUCGUUCAUUGGCGUUGAUAGGACCACAAUCCGCCAACUUAAGCACUAUUGUUGUCGAUAUGAACACUUGCAGGUCAACUAAGUAAAAAAAAAAACGAUAUGGUAAUGAGGUGAAUGCAAUAUUGUCGCCCAGGUUGCAACCCAAGGCCAAGUUACGCCCGUGCCAGUCACUAGAACAUUCUCCCUACGCUAGUGCCAAACUAGUGCACCUUCUCCUACGAGCUUUUAGUUGUUCUCGUUCGUUCAGCGAACCUUUUAGUUUUUGCCUCUUAAAUGUCGUGCAAUGUUGAAAGCUUGCAUCGCGUCCGUUGCAAAUAUACUUUUGCUGUAAAUAGUUUGCUUUAUACAAAAUGCUCUUACCUUUUCUACUACCUCAUCACAUAAACAGAUCACUCCGCACGCCUUAACCGCAUGUUUAUCUUGCCAGCGACCUCGUUACGUCAUCCAAGCUUUCGUCUCCUUCUUGCCAUAACAGACGAGCAUCCACGUAAAUUCCUGUUAAAAAAAUAAAUGCAUAAAUAAAUCUAAAGGGUGCGUGGUUUGACGGAAAGUGCAAGGAAUCAUAGCACGCUCGCCUUUCGCGAGUGCGGUUAUAGACACACCUCCGCCUCGGGCUCCCGUACAAGGAUAGGAGUCGCUCUCCGCCCCUUGCUCGGCUACCUCGCCUUCCUCGUCCACGAAAUCCACUUUUAAAACGUAUUAAAACUUCUCCGCGAUUAAGAAAGAAAAAAGAGAGUGAGAGAAAAAAAGACCAUCUCCUUUAUUUCAACUAUUUUCGUGAAAGAAAACUAUUGAGGUGGAGAAAGGGUCCCUUUUUUUCUCGGGUAAAUUGGUUCAGCCCCUUUAUCUCUGCUCCAAAUACGGCGAAAAGGGGAGGAGCUUAGUCGUUCGUCAAGGUCGCUGGGCAGUUACAUUUUAGUUUUUUGUUUUUAGAACUGGCUACUUUGAACCGUGGUUAGUUAUUCUUUGCUCGAUAGUGUGGCACUAGCGUAACGAAGGGAAGGGGAAUGAAAAAUGAUGCACUGUUGCAAGGAUUAGUUACGAUUCAGAUGUCUUUUAUUUUCGAAAGAGUUUAGUGCGAGAAUUUUACACCGACCAUUGUUCUGGCAUGUAUAUAUGUGUACCAUACAUUUUAUAUUAUUUUACAUACCUAAAAUAAAGAAUUCCUUUAUUGA
Messenger RNA from Penaeus indicus, 3414 nucleotides. RefSeq names its product mucin-2-like. The record is from RefSeq and is a predicted model, not a curated record. The transcript has 2 exons. Bases 41 to 1972 code for a protein of 643 amino acids. NCBI's taxonomy places the organism in Eukaryota, Metazoa, Arthropoda, Malacostraca, Decapoda, Penaeidae.